AAUAAAAUUGUUGAUCUGAUUCUGCAAUCUAAAGAUUCUAUUUAAAUUAAAUGCGAAUAUAUGUUUUUUCUCUCAAUUAAUGAAUGUACUAUAAAUUAUUAUUAUUGUAAAAAAAUAACAAGAAGUAUUUGACUUUCCCUGUUCAUUUAAACUCAAAAUGACGAAUCUAGAUGUAAACGAUAGCACAACUGAUAGUAGCUCGGGCUCUUCUUCAGAUUCCAGUAGUAGCGGUAGUUCGUCAACCAGCUCAGGAUCUGGGUCUUCAAGCUCUGACUCUGAAUCAUCGACUUCAGAUACCCCACAAGCAGCUGCAGCUCCACCUCCAAAGUCACCAACGAAAUCCACCGAAGAACCUAAAAAGAAAGAAGAACCAAAACAACAGAGACGCCCAUCUAAAAGUAACAAAGUAUCCUCAUCAAGUGAUGAUGAUACUCCUAAAGUUGUUAGUCCCAAACCCCUUCCACCAAGAAGAAGGUGUUCUGCAAAGCCUAAAUCUGCUGCUACAGUACUUGCAAAGGGCAAACCUGCUCCUCGUGUACCAGUUGGGGCAAAAACACCUAAACCUACUCCAAAGAGCACAUCAAAGCCUGCUUCAAAAUCAGAUCAGAAAAAGAAAAGUAUUUUCUCACCAGACAACAGCUCGGAAUCAGACUCUGAAAGCAAGUCACCUAAAAGCCCUAAAGCUUCACCAAAACCCAAAAGAGGGUCAAGAAAAUCUAGUGAUGAAAAAGAAGCAACUAUAGAAAACGAGGACAAAAGCAGUAAAGACAAUGCUAAACGUAGAAGCAGCAACCGUUCAAGCGGUCCUCCUCCAAAAAAGGUUGUAGAAGAGAAGCAAAGUGCAUCCUCAUGUUCAUCCAGCCAAUCUUCUGUUGAAUCAGUGUCUUCAGAAAGUGACAGUGAGCCAACUCCUAAAAAAGAACCUCCUUUGAAAACAGGCAAAACUAAACCACCUUCCAGUGCCAGUAGCAAACAGGAAACCUCUGGCAAACCAGAUGACUCAGACACAUCUACCAUGCCCAGAAAAUUGACUAGAUCACUAUCAGCCCGUGUUUCAAGAUUGGCAACUGUCUCCCGACCAACCCAUACUGACACAGAUUCAGAAGCUGAUGAUAAGCCUAAUGACUCAAAGAUCCUCAAAGAUAGCAACAAGAAGAACAUCAAAGGCCGUCCACCGGUAAUGAAGUCUCCAGUCACGGCGCCGCCGCCCCCUGAGCCGUCCGAGAGGCGGUGCACUGUGCGCGGCUGUGAUUCCACGGGACAUUUAGGUGGUAAAGCGAGCAAGCACUUCACAUGGGACGCGUGCCCGCUAUACCACAAUGUAACUGGCGCGUGGUGUGUCGCCGCGGGAGAAGAACGAGCUGCAGCAGCUUCCACGCGGCGCAGAGCGCUGCACGCGCUGCAGCAGCGCCCGCGCGCCAUGCCAACCAUUGAGCAGCGCGCUUACCAGCUCAAGGUGAAGGACAUGCGCUCGAAAUGGAAAGGCAGUCAAGAACUACGUGAAAAACUAGCUGCUUCGGGUGGAGAGGAAACUACAGAAGAUAGAGAACCUAUAUUAGAUGGAUUCGCUCCUGACUACGAUUUGAGAUUGUUCAGAGAGGCUCAAGCAUUAGCCGCCAUCAAAAUUGAAGAGGAACUUGGUGACAUACACACGGAUAAAGGGACCAGGUUCGUGGUAAUGGGCCGGUACAAAAUGGAGGUUUGGUACCAAUCACCUUAUCCGGGCGACGCUUGCAGAGUGCCUCGUCUGUUUGUCUGCGAAUACUGUUUAAGUCACCACACUUCAGCUACUGGCGCUUCAAGGCACAAAGCCAAAUGUGUGUGGCGACAUCCACCCGGAGAUGAGGUGUACAGAAAGGACAAGCUCAGUGUUUGGCAAGUGGACGGCCGAAAGCACAAGCAGUACUGCCAGCAGUUAUGCUUGCUUGCCAAGUUUUUCCUCGACCACAAGACUUUGUACUACGACGUGGAACCGUUCUUGUUCUACGUGAUGACUUGCGCCGAUGACGAGGGAUGCCACGUCGUUGGGUACUUUAGCAAGGAAAAGAACUCGUUCUUAAACUACAACGUGUCUUGUAUAUUGACAUUGCCACCGUACCAGCGGCAGGGUUACGGAAGACUACUCAUAGACUUCAGUUACUUGCUCACAAAGGUGGAGGGUAAAGUCGGUUCGCCUGAGACUCCCCUCUCUGAUCUUGGUCUCAUAUCGUAUCGUUCUUACUGGAAGGAAGCGCUACUUCGUCGGCUUUGCUCAGCGCCUGGCCCUACCUUAUGCAUCAGGGACCUUAGUAAAGACCUGGCGAUAGCCUCUUCAGACAUCGUGUCCACCCUCCAAGAGAGAGGACUGAUGAAGUAUUGGAAGGGCAAGCAUAUUGUGUUAAAGAAACAGGAGGUACUAGAGGAAGUCUCCCGGCGCGCUGAGCGUGCGCGCUGCGUGGAGGCAUCGUGCCUGCGCUGGUCGCCCCCAGCAGCUCCCGCACCCCCCCGCUGACGCCGCGCCGGGCGCGCGCGGCCCCGGCCCCGUCGACCGCCGCGCCUGCGCCCCAACAGCAGCGCCGCGCGCGCGCUGCUCUAGACCCGCGCCCGCUGCACAGGUAUUGCCGUUAAAACGGCGACCUCUUGGCGGUUAAAAAGUACCUGCAAAUCGUAUAAAACUCGCAAAUCCGAGCGGACUAGUUCGGACGACUCCACAUCACCGAGCGAAGCGGAGAGAGGCCAAUCGCCGCAACGGAAAAGCGAAAAUCUGCGUCCGUCGACGACAGCAAAUAGAUCAGCAUCUACUUCUACGUCUUCGAGUUCUUCCUCUAGUCUCAAACGAUCUGUAGCUAUUUCAAAACGAUUGGCGACCUUGAGAUCACAUUCUUCUAACCCAAAUCAAGAAUCGACGAGUGCAUCUUUGAAAUCUUCCGGCACAGCAGCAUAUCGAGAAUCGACUAGUCGAUCUUUAAAAUCUGCCGUCACAAUAGCACAUAGAGCAUCGAGGAGUGCAUCUUUGAAAUCUUCCGUCACAGCAGCGCAUCGAGCAUCGACUAGCGGAUCUUCGAAAUCUUCUAAAGCAUCUGUCACAACAGUGGUUUCAUCGCGCGUUUCACAUAAAUCACAAUCAUCCACAUCGCGAGCAUCAAGGUCUGCCACUAGAUCUUCGGCGCCAUCACCGCUUCCAAACCGAUCGGCGAGCUCAGCUUCAUCCAAUCCGAAGCCUAUUCAAUCACCUUCACCUUCAUCAUCAUCAAACUCUUCUUACACAACAGCAAACUCAGCAUCGCCGACUAUUCUCUCAUUCACGCCGCCUUUGACUCCAGCUACAAUCUCAUCUUUGUCGACAACGCCGCCACCGUCAGCUUCGAUGUCGUUACCACCUCUAUCGCCUUCAUCAUCAUCAACGACGACAUCGCCCGAAUAGUUUUAUACGUGAAACGGUCCGUUUGAACAUAAAACCGCGUCAUUUCAAUUGGUUUCACUACUACCUAGUGAUACAGUGCAACAAUAGACUUCUGACUUUAGUGCAGCGAUGGCUUGUAGUUAUUAUGAGCAAGUUUGUGUUAAUGUUAGUUAUGUGUUUCGAUGUCGCAAUUGUACAUAGUUUUACUAUAAGAGAUAAAGCAAUAAAACAAUUAACAGUAAAUGAAAGAAUGUGUAAACAAAAAUAUUUACCUAACUCGAAAGGAGUCGUUGACGGGUCACAAGUUGUAAAUUGUAGUUGUAAGUCGUUACGUAUUUUAUUUUUCGAGAUUUUUGACUUGAAUGCCUCAUAUAAAUAAUAUAUAUGUAUAAAAUUUAUUAAAAAAAUAUUUAUAAUCCUCAUUAACUUAUGUUUUUGCGUACGUUCAAAGUUUUAAUGAUCUCAAUAAUAAUAUAUUAUAUUUUUCUCUAUCAGUAAUCAGGAAUUAUGUACUUGCAUGGUGGAUUUUAAUGAUGAUUUUUUUUAUACUAUAAGUUUUGUUUUAUCACUACACAAUAAGUAAAGUCAAGAGAGAAUUAUAUAAUACUUGCAGAUAAUAAUAUACGAUCCUAGAGAUAAAAUAAAAAUAAGAUAUUUGUUUGAGUUUAUAGAGCCUGAAACUUUGUUGUAAUCAGUAAAUAAUAAUAAGUGCCCGAUGAGAUACUUAUGAUUAUUUAUAGUCAAAGUUUGUAGUCUUCCUUUAAUCACGUUAUCAGUAUGGCACUAUGAAAGUUCUAUGGAAAACAGCUAUGUGUGCAUGGGACCCUUAUUAAAGCACGUGUGUACCAUUAAUAAGAAAAAUUCCAGAAAGCUUUUCAGAAAUGUUUGUUUAAGCUUAUUUACGGAUGCUACAAAUACAUGCAUCAAAAGUAAAUAAUAGUAUGUAAUAAAAGUAACAAAAUAAAAUAAAUAAAUUAAAAUGGUACCUACCUACACACGAAGUUAGUACCGCAAGGAUUUCUGUACAAUUUCUUUAGCUAUAUUGUCACGGACUCGGUAUAUUGUUAAAGAUUUUCGCUCACUGUACUGUUAUCGUGUUAUUUAUAGUUAAGUAUAGAUAAUUAAAAUAAACAUACAAAUUUAACUUCUUCAACAGUAAAUAAUAUGAUUUUAAUGUUGAUCAAAAUGUAUAUUUUGAACUUCUCAUUGCAAAUACAACCGCCUAUCCGACGUCCUACAUUUAUGGGUAUCAUUAUAACACAUAUUGGUACAUAUUGUGUCCCCUAGUUUGGUUUUAAAACUACUUUAAGAUAAUUAAAAAUGAAUAAAAAUUUACUUGUCACGAGACAUGACGCUAGCUCAGGACUUAACACACACCGACUGCUUUUUUCACGUGUCAAUUUAAUUUCUCAAGCAUUUGUGCUAGGAUCCACGCCUGCAUACAUUACUAGUUUUAUUAAUGAACAAAUAUUCGUUAUUAUUCAUUAUUAAGAGGGUAUUCGGACUUUUGGCGGGAUCGGGAAGCGUCACUUUAGCAGUUUUGUAUUUCUUGUUAAAAAUUGUGUUGUGGCGGAUGUUAGUGUAUAAUAAUGGUGGGUUAUUAACCACUAAAUGUUCGGGAACAUGCACAAGUGUUGGCAAGUGAAACAAAAUAGCGGAAAGUAUCUUUAGACGUUACCUCAAGAAGUCCACGGGGAGGUUCCAGUAAAUCCCCACACUUUUACUGAAACAUAGGGAAAGGGGAAUUGACUUGACUGCCACUUACUUUGACUUGAUUUAUUACUUGACCACGAGUGCUAUAGUAUUUAUAAACAUUUUAACAUUUGACAUUGGCUAAAUGCACGAGCCGUGCGAAGCCAUUUAGAAAAAAAGAGUGUAUUCAUCUAAAUAAAUCCCGAGGUCACUUAAGUUCCUUGAGGUAAAAGUCAUCCAUUAUUUUGAACUAAAUAAUUUCACUUCUUUUUAUCCAGAUGGAAAAUUAAAUUUUCUAUAAUCCUCUCUAAAAAAAAAGUAUGGGUAUGAUAUAAAAUUCCUCCUAAUUAAUAAGUAGGAGGAAAGUUGAACUUUUACCAGUCGCCUAAAUAAAUGUCCGGAAAGUACCUAUAUAAUUUUAACUAAAAUUUUCACAAUUUUAAUAAUGGUCGUUCUAAAUACCGUGUCGAGAUAUAUUUUAGUCCGUAUUCGAUAGCAGAACUAGAGUUAGAUAGUUAAAUCGUUAUUGAUAGAUAGCUAAAUUUUUAAAGACACUCUUUUCGUAAAUUUUUAUAUUUUAUAAUAUUUUUAUAUUCUAAUGUCAUACUAAUGGACAGCGAAUGAUUGUUUGAUAUUGAAAUGUUACUUAAGAAUGAAAACGGGUUUUUAUAUUUUAUAUAAUAUAACGUAUAAUUAUUUAUUAUCGGAAUUCAGUCUAAAAUAGACUUAAUGAAAUAAAAUAUCUUGAUGUAUUUGAUAUUUCCUUUCGUAUAAUAAUUGUGUAAGUAUUAUUGCAUUUGAACAUAUUUUUUAUUGUAAAUACUUAUUUAAUUAAUAUUGACUGUACAAACCAGAUUUAUUAUAUCCAUUGCAUGACAUACAAAUGUGUUAAUUCUUUGUACAGUAUACACAGUGAAUUUUGAGUUAUCUAAGAAACUUUACUAGCUAAUUAAAACAACGAUUGAGGGCAUAUUAAUGAAAAAGAUUUUUUUAAUUUCUCCGCGUUAAAUUUUAACUGUCAUAAAUUGAUUCCAAUAAAUCCACUUUAAGGAUCUAUGGCGCAGCCAACCUGUGGCGUGGCUUUUCGAGAUACACAAGUGCUUGUAACGGCCUAGACUGAAUAAACGAUAUUGUUUUUUUUUUCAUGUACUUAAAACGGAUAAUAAUUGCAUAAUAGAUAUGUUAUUUACAAAUUUACAAUUUUUUUCAAUAUUUUGUAAACGACAUAAAUUACAUAGUUUACUGUUUAUAAGUUUUCUAUUAUUUAUUUAAACGAUUUAAGUUUCUUAGGUAACGCAAAAUUCACAUUGUAUAAUUAUUACGAGAACGCAUUUGAAACCCGUUUUUAAAACCGAAUUGCAAAUGAAUGAAACAAGAAUUACAAUAAAAUGUAACAGUAAAAAUUGCAGAUGGACAAUUCUAUUAAAUAUAUAAGUAAAGAUGUUUUUA
Chilo suppressalis (striped riceborer) is the source of this 6523-nucleotide messenger RNA. Lineage: Eukaryota; Metazoa; Arthropoda; Insecta; Lepidoptera; Crambidae. The record is from the annotation of a GenBank genome assembly.